AUGGAAAUUCCUAGAUUUAAGAGGAGGAAAUCUGAGAGCAUAGAAGUCGCAGCCCACGAUGAUGCCGUAAGAAAGGCAAACAUUUGCGAUACCACAGUAGACCAGUCGAUGGAAUGUUUAUCAAGUUCCAAGCCGCUUUUUGCUCUUAAGUAUGACACGUGCUUUGGAAUGAUCAAAAUCGAGGCGAAAAGCUUAAGAUCGGAGCCUCUGGAGGCUGAUGGAGAGAAUUUCGUCGAGGUCUCACUCAGCAUUGAGGGUGACCAGCUUAUUGCACGCAACAUUGUAACACAUGCAUACGGAGGAUUAUUCGCACGGCAGCAUCGAUCAACACUCGCCCUCAGAGAGCUUUAUGAGCAUCACGGCGCAACACUCCGAGCCUGGCUGAUUCGCGGUGAUGCUUCAACACGCAAGAAGCAUGUCUACAACUUAUUCGUAGUUAUUUAUGGCAUGUAUGGCCAAAGAGAUGCCAUUGGAGAUGCUUUGGACUGCGCAGAACUGUUUCUUCAGGACCCCCCAGAUCAAAUGACAGGCGACCAAUCUGUACCAUAUUUUAACCCUCAUCGUCUGUACAAUCCGGCAUUAGGUAACGGAAUGAAACAACCUGACGAAAGCGACGCUAUCAUACCUGCCAGGGUUGAAAAGCAACAGAAAAUCCUCUAUGACACGGACCCUCUGAAGCGAAGACUCCAAGAGGUCAUGGAUUCGGCAUGCGCACUUUCUAUGAUGGUGGAAAAGGAGAAUGGGGACAUCGACGAGAACGCAUUUGACUCUGUAUGGAAAGUCAUGAGGCAACACGACAGUAUCAAAUACAAGAACACUGUCACUGGAUCUGUGCAGACGAACUUUCCACGGCUUUGUCACGGUGGCAUUCUUGCUGAUGAAAUGGGACUGGGGAAAACUCUCACAAUCAUCUCCCUGAUCGCUGCAUCGAAAGACUGGACCGAGUUUGGAGCAGACCGCUCCUCAUCUCCUGAAACGACCCUAGUUGUCACAGCAUUGUCAUUGUCAAAUGAGAUGCCGAACAAAGCCCAGGAGACUAUCGCGGGCCGCGGAAUCGCCUCUAUUGAGUGGCUACGUGUAAUUCUCGAUGAAGCACACGAAAUUCGCAACCGCUCCACAAGACGAUUUCGAGCCACCUGUGCCCUGAAAGCUCGCUUCCGCUGGUGUCUCACGGGGACACCGAUCUUCAAUCGGGUUGAAGACCUUGGCUCCUUGAUUGGGUUCCUUGGGGUCCAUCCAUUUGACUCAUCCUCGAUAUUCAACUCCCAGAUCACAAAUCCUGUGGUCAAAGGAACACCGAAUGGGUUAGAGACGUUGCGAAAGCUCGUUCAUGCAACGUCUCUACGAAGAAACAAAGACUCGAUUCGUGACGAGUUGCGCCUUCCCGGCCGCAGAAUUGUUAAAGAGUUUGUACAGUUGUCCAGAGAAGAACAAAGAGACUAUGACUUGCUGAAAUCCAGAUACGCCUCUAUCCUCGACGAAGAUGACGGGACAAAUAUCGCUCGCCGCUAUACGGCUUCCGUCAUGCAGACGAUAGCGCGGCUAAGACAAUUCUGCGACCAUGGACUGGAUCUCUUGCCAAAGAAGAAAAAGAUUCCUGAACAGGAAACAAUGGUCGAUAUCGUGUGCAAUCUUUGCGAUCUGGAUACGACAAGAUCCGGUUCGAAUAGCCCUCACCAGGAAACUAAUUACGCUGUGGCCAAAAGUGAUUACAUGCCAUCGUCAAAGGUCCAGGCAUUGCUUCGAAAUUUGGUGUCAGUGGGCCAAACCUCCCCCACUCAACCAAUCAAGAGCGUUGUGUUCUCUUGCUGGAUCAAGAUGCUCGACUUGAUACAAAGGGCCCUGGUCUCCCAGGGACUAGACUUUGUAAGAAUUGAUGGCAGCAAGACAGAGAGAGCACGUAGAGAGGCUAUUUCCAGAUUCAGGAGCGAUCAUGACUGUGGAAUCCUUUUAGCCACGAUUGGAAGUGCCGGUGUCGGACUUGAUCUCACUGUCGCCAGUCAUGUGCACAUUGUUGAGCCUCAAUGGACUCAGACAGCCGAGAACCAAGCCAUAGAUCGUGUCCACAGACUUGGCCAAACACAGGAAGUUAUUGCCACGCGCUACAUAUAUGUCUUGACAGUUCAAGACAAGAAGUCUGCUGUUAUGCGCGAGGCAUUUGAUACCGAUGGGGUGGAAAGCGUGAUAAGCACACGAGAAAGGUUUCUGCAGGUAUGA
Molecule: messenger RNA, 2217 nt
Organism: Diaporthe amygdali
Lineage: Eukaryota; Fungi; Ascomycota; Sordariomycetes; Diaporthales; Diaporthaceae
Exons: 11
Coding region: 1-2217 (738 amino acids)
Molecular function (GO): ATP-dependent chromatin remodeler activity; ATP binding
Source: RefSeq, a predicted model, not a curated record